Messenger RNA from Papaver somniferum (opium poppy), 907 nucleotides. RefSeq lists its product as uncharacterized. Bases 59 to 586 code for a protein of 175 amino acids. The transcript has 4 exons. NCBI's taxonomy places the organism in Eukaryota, Viridiplantae, Streptophyta, Magnoliopsida, Ranunculales, Papaveraceae. The record is from RefSeq and is a predicted model, not a curated record.
UGUGUUUCUCAUUCAGUCCGUAGUGAUCCAAACUGAUACAAACUGAUUUCUAGCAGAUAUGUAUGCGGUGAAAUAUACGCACAACUAUGUCUAUCGAAGACGUGAUCGCACGAAAGUGGUGUUAAGGUUUGUGUCCACCGAUUCGUCAACCAUAGGGAUGCUCAAAUUUAUGCACAACUACAUAUACAGGAGCCAUAAGCGCACCAAAAUCGUGCUAAAUAGAGUAUCCGGAAGCGAAGCCACCAAGUCAAUUAGUACGAUUGCAUUUGCAAGAAAGCUGAUGCAGUUGAACAAAGAAGAGGAACAGAUUCGGAGAUGGGACGCAGCCCUGCAAAUUGAAAACCUUAGAGCAGAGAAGUUAUCCAGUAAAGAGGACAACUAUGUUGAUAAGAACCUGGCAAUUACGUAUUUAUGUAGAAAUGGUGUGCUGAUCGACUUCCAUGAUAUAAAGCCCAUUGAGGAUGAGCAGAUCAUUACCGAGGAAGGGGAAAUAAAAUAUGUUGUGACUUCGGAGAUCGGCAAAUGGGAGACCGGGUAUAUCUUAGUUUGCAUCACGGGAGUGAAUGGAAACAAAAGCACAAAGUAAAAUAUUAAGUUUGUGGCCAAAAAAUUAUUUAUGAAAUGAAUAGAACUUAUGAAUCACUUAUUAUCAGAUUGUUGUACGUGCUCCUCAUUGGCGACACAUGCUCCUCAUAAACACUUUUACAUUCUCAAACGUGGUGAAGAAAAUGUACCCUAAAAAUGGAUAAAUAGCAGCUGCGACAAUUGAGAGGUGUUUAGAUUCUUUGCAGAGCUCUAUGCACUGUACUGCGACAACAUCGUAUUAUGUAUUUUAAAUGUUCUUCAAAAAUUAGAUCUGUGUAUUUUUUACGUUUUAUGUGAAAGUUUGGAGAUGUAUGCACUAUAC